GGGACCAAAUGUAUUGGAUAAAUUUGAACCAUUAGUUUCUCUUACAAAAGUAGGAAUGGAUAAAUAUAGUUUGUUUGUUGAGUGACAUAAAAAUGGAAUCACUUGUAUCAAAGACAAGAAGAAUGGUAAGAGGCAGAGAGGAAGUGUAUGUGGCAGCAAUGCCUCUAAGGGCUUCAAAGGGACCACCACAAUUGCUUAUGUCUGCUGCUUACUCCCUUAAUAUUUGGGAUUUGCAGCAUUUCAUGGUCAUCAUCAAACCUUCCUCACCUUCACAGGUUCUAGUUUUUGAUUUUCAACCAAAAGAUCCUGAAGAUAUAUAUGUGGCACUAGCAGUUUUAUCUGGUAGAGCUGUGCCAGGAGCUGUUCUUGUGAGGAAGUUAAAAAGAUUGCCGCGAAGCAAAUGUUGGCUAGUUGGAUAUGCAGAAGCAGAUGCUGUGGAAAUAGCAAGUGAAUUCAACAAAAAAUGGGAAACAGAUUUGAGAAUCGGUGUCAACGAUUGCCGCGAUUAUACCAAUGGUUUGGUCAGACGACUCAUUGGCGAAGAAGAUGUGCUGAAACGUUUGAGAAACCAGGGUAGCGAGAGAUAAUGUAAGAAAUGAUUGUCCGCAAAGUCAAAUAAAUCGACAAAAGUGAUCUUGGACAUGGAAUAGAAAUUAAAUUUAUAUAAAUAUUUGAUUUAAUAGAUUAAAUAGACCUAUUCCAAAUACUUAAUAGCAAACUCUUUAUUUUUAUAGUAACUUGUAGCAAACACUUGACAUAUGGAUGCAAUAAGAUGUUAGAAAAAUUAAGAGAAGCAAACAUGAAAAUGUCAUUGAUGUUA
Molecule: messenger RNA, 820 nt
Organism: Medicago truncatula (barrel medic)
Lineage: Eukaryota; Viridiplantae; Streptophyta; Magnoliopsida; Fabales; Fabaceae
Exons: 5
Coding region: 93-587 (164 amino acids)
Source: RefSeq, a predicted model, not a curated record